CACCAGCGUAUUUUUAAUGAAAAAACGGAUUUUUGCAUGAAGCCCGUCAAAACUAGAGUUGCCGUAUAUCAGCCAUUUUAAGUCAGAAACACACCAAAUUUUCACACCACUUUUUCAGUGAUGUGACAUCUUUCGCAAAAUAUCUUCGCAGGGUACACCACCUGCAGGUAAUUUUGGGACAAAACUUUUUAGUUUUUCUUGUAGCCCCAACAUUUUUCUUUUGAGCAGCGAAAAUCGCAACUUUUUAGCUGCUUCCUAGAAAAAGUUAUUGAGAAAAUGACCAUGCGUUUUCUAUUUUGAAAUGGAUAGUAGUAACAGGAAAAUCAAGAGACCCUAAUGCAUUGAAAAUCGAUCUAAGACCGUGUAGAGCUGGGAAUGUCUCAUUUUAAUCGAAAAUUUGCAGGCUACAAUCAUAUUGCGUAUUGAAAUAUUAUAGCAGUAGUUCAAGGCAUUUAUUCAGCAUAAGCAGAUAAGAUGUCAAAGCAAAAACAGUUAAUUAUUUACAAAAGAAAUGCUGAACCUUUCCUAAAACACUAAGAAUAAGGUUAUUGCCAGCUUUUCGUAAUUUUGUUCGACCAUGAAUUACUAUCCAUUUCAAUGAACAAUGAAGUCGGUUGUAAGUUGAAUAACUUCGGAUAGGAAGCAGCUAGAGACCUGCGGUUAUCAACAUUCGAAAGAGAAUAAUAUUCUUUAUUAAGAAAUAUCGAAAGCUGGUUGGUCAACAAUUGACCAAUCAGGUGAGUUUUCGCCUGACAUAUUGGACACUGACUGGAGAAAAGAUUCCCCGUUGGGUUUGAAAUUCUAAUACAACCAUUUGAUAGAAAAUUGUUCUCUAUUGAUGUACACAAGGACCAGCUCUAUAGCUUGUGCUGUUCAGGAAAUAUAAGUAGUUUCCUGAGAGUCCCGAUUUCGGCCAGCUCACCUUGGAUCACUCCUAAAAACCUCGAAAUAUAGGUAAUCGAUCAUGUUGAGUCGAGUGGUGAUAUUUAUUUUCAGUUUUGAAGCGACUGAAAUCAUUAAAUUAAAUAUUUCUGAAAUUUUUAUAUUCGGACGUUAUGUCGCGCUAUGCGGCGUAUUGAGUCGAUAUUUCAAAAAAGUUUAAUCUAGCGAAUUAAUUCACUUUAAAACUGAAAAUAAACAUUACCACUCGACUCAGCGGCUGAGUCGAGUGGUAAUGUUUAUUUUAAACUUUAAUAAAACUUCUAAACAUGACAAUAGAAGCGUAAUAGAGCUUAAGAUUUUUUCAUACGAACAAGUACAAUUCAUUUGCAAAUCUCUAGAUCGGUAAAACCUUUUCUACUUUAAAGUCGCCCAGAGACAUGUCAAGCAACAGGGUCGUUCUUAGAGGCCGCUCUUCCAUAUUUUCUGAUGCUCCAUAUUCAGCAUUUAUCCUCUACACCCUUCAUACUGCUGUAGCUAGUUCAAUUAAAUCUUGAUCUAGUUUUUCCAUAGUAGUCUAGCUGGCUCUGAACUUGGAUGGAACCACUUUGAAUAGAAAAGCAGUGGUGUUUCAUCUUCAUCUGACACAAGCAAAAAAUAUGUUCUUCCUUCAUAAAAUUGGUUUUUCUCGUACUGUCUAUCCUUAGGUUUCGAGAACAUUUGUGAAAACAAUAUCUGCAUCUGGCAUUUCACUGGUUCCUAUUCGCGCUACAAUAACGGGUAUAUUAGCAGCAGGAUCAACUGAAGCAGAUGCUAAUUAUGCUCGAUUGUAUUUAAACGUGAAUUGUACAAUUAAUUAUUCAACAACCUGCCAGAAUAGUGUAACAUGUAAACAAACGGUUCGGACGGAACUAAUGGAUACGACAUCAACUGAACAACUGCUUGUUCCCAAACCAUUAGUUGUUGGCAACUCUAUAGUUGCAAUUGUGGAUGUUACCUAUCCGUCGAUUCUUGUGCUGCCAGCGACAGAUCGUUAG
Molecule: messenger RNA, 1916 nt
Organism: Didymodactylos carnosus
Lineage: Eukaryota; Metazoa; Rotifera; Eurotatoria; Philodinida; Philodinidae
Source: the annotation of a GenBank genome assembly